This is a messenger RNA of Sporothrix schenckii 1099-18, 1059 nucleotides long. RefSeq lists its product as uncharacterized. The transcript is spliced from 5 exons. Bases 1 to 1059 code for a protein of 352 amino acids. Gene Ontology annotation, cellular component: lysosomal membrane. Lineage: Eukaryota; Fungi; Ascomycota; Sordariomycetes; Ophiostomatales; Ophiostomataceae. The record is from RefSeq and is a predicted model, not a curated record. Gene Ontology annotation, molecular function: GTP binding; GTPase activity. Gene Ontology annotation, biological process: protein transport.
AUGGUAUUACGGAGUGCAUAUCACAUCCGCAACGCCAACGCCCGCACUGGCGUAGAUGCGCUAAGUGGAGACCAAACACUCUUUGCUCCUUCCUCGAUUACCUUCGUCACCCACCUCCCCGGCGUCACCUUCCAUCCCUAUCUCGCUCGCACGCGCCACCUGCGCAGCCGCCAACGCCGCACCGAUCACACACUCGUCUUUGACCUCGUCCCGAGACCGUUCUUGCCUCUUUCGCUCACCUUUUCAUACACACAGCCUCCACCUUUGCGCCUGCCUUUUCUCGACAUUCCUUCCUCUGCCUCGCUUCCCUCGCGCCCCACCUGGUACCUCGCCGCUGCUAGCCGACUUCCGCCAACAUCGUAUACCCCUAACCUCUCGGUGCCUGCCGACUCUCUCCUCGGCCAAGACUCGUCUGGGCUACGUCGCUUGCUUCGCAACCUUUCUCCAGACACACGCGCCUAUCGCAAAGAACGCCCACCAACCGCGACGCUGGCAGUCAUGGCGGCGAUCAUAAGGAAGGUGUACGAGUGGUGGUUAAGGACGUUUUGGGCUAUGGAAAUGGACGUCACCAUGCUUGGUCUCCAAAAUGCAGGCAAAACGUGCCUGCUAAACGUAUUAUCGGGUGGUGACUUCACCUACGAUACCAUCCCCACGAUCGGCUUCAACAUGAAGCGGGUGCAGAAAAAUAACGUUUCCAUUAAGUGCUGGGACAUAGGGGGCCAGCCUCGGUUCCGGCCGAUGUGGGAGCGAUACUGCCGUGGCGUCAACGCUAUUCUCUUUGUUGUUGAUAUUGCCGAUGUCGAGAAGCUCCACGCUGCACGGGAGGAGCUGCAUUCCAUUAUGGAGCAAGAGUCGCUCGAGGGGAUCCCCCUUUUGGUGCUCGGCAACAAAUCCGAUCUCGAGGUAAAAGUUUCCGUCGACGAGCUCAUCGAUGCGCUGGACCUCAAGGGCAUCGACCACCGUGAGGUCUCUUGUUAUGGCAUCAGUGCCAAAGAGGAGACAAAUCUGGAAGCCGUUCUUUCUUGGUUGGUGAAGCGCGCAAACGAGUUGCAAAGAUAA